Messenger RNA from Closterium sp. NIES-67, 4559 nucleotides. Lineage: Eukaryota; Viridiplantae; Streptophyta; Zygnematophyceae; Desmidiales; Closteriaceae. The record is from the annotation of a GenBank genome assembly.
AUGCUCCCAUGCUCCCAUGCUCCCAUGCUCCCAUGCUCCCGUGCUCCCGUGCUCCCAUGCUCCCGUGCUCCCGUGCUCCCGUGCUCCCAUGCUCCCAUGCUCCCAUGCUCCCAUGCUCCCAUGCUCCCAUGCUCCCGUGCUCCCAUGCUCCCGUGCUCCCGUGCUCCCAUGCUCCCAUGCUCUUAUGCUCCCAUGCUCCCAUGCUCCCAUGCUCCCAUGCUCCCAUGCUCCCAUGCUCCCAUGCUCCCAUGCUCCCUUGCCCCCAUGCUCCCGUGCUCCCAUGCUCCCAUGCUCCUGUGCUCCCAUGCUCCCAUGCUCCCGUGCUCCCAUGCUCCCAUGCUCCCAUGCUCCCCUGCUCCCAUGCUCCCAUGUUCCCGUGCUCCCAUGCUCCCAUGCUCCCAUGCUCCCAUGCUCCCAUGCUCCCGUGCUCCCAUGCUCCCAUGCUCGUGCUCCCGUGCUCCCCUGCUCCCAUGCUCCCGUGCUCCCGUGCUCCCGUGCUCCCGUGCUCCAUGCUCCCAUGCUCCCAUGCUCCCAUGCUCCCAUGCUCCCAUGCUCCCAUGCUCCCAUGCUCCCGUGCUCCCAUGCUCCCAUGCUCCCAUGCUCCCAUGCUCCCAUGCUCCCAUGCUCCCGUGCUCCCGUGCUCCCAUGCUCCCGUGCUCCCGUGCUCCCGUGCUCCCGUGCUCCCAUGCUCCCGUGCUGCCAUGCUCCGGCUCCCGUGCUCCCGUGCUCUCCCGUGCUCCCGUGCUCCCGUGCUCCCAUGCUCCCAUGCUCCCAUGCUCCCAUGCUCCCAUGCUCCCAUGCUCCCAUGCUCCCAUGCUCCCGUGCUCCCGUGCUCCCAUGCUCCCAUGCUCCCAUGCUCCCGUGCUCCCAUGCUCCCAUGCUCCCAUGCUCCCGUGCUCCCAUGCUCCCGUGCUCCCGUGCUCCCGUGCUCCCGUGCUCCCAUGCUCCCAUGCUCCCAUGCUCCCCUGCUCCCAUGCUCCCAUGCUCCCAUGCUCCCAUGCUCCCGUGCUCCCGUGCUCCCGUGCUCCCAUGCUCCCAUGCUCCCAUGCUCCCCUGCUCCCCUGCUCCCGUGCUCCCAUGCUCCCAUGCUCCCAUGCUCCCGUCCUCCCGUGCUCCCGUGCUCCCGUGCUACCAUGCUCCCAUGCUCCCAUGCUCCCAUGCUCCCAUGCUCCCAUGCUCCCCUGCUCCCGUGCUCCCAUGCUCCCAUGCUCCCAUGCUCCCAUGCUCCCAUGCUCCCAUGCUCCCAUGCUCCCAUGCUCCCGUGCUCCCAUGCUCCCAUGCUCCCAUGCUCCCAUGCUCCCAUGCUCCCAUGCUCCCGUGCUCCCGUGCUCCCAUGCUCCCGUGCUCCCGUGCUCCCGUGCUCCCGUGCUCCCACGCUCUCGUGCUCCCAUGCUCCCAUGCUCCCAUGCUCCCAUGCUCCCGUGCUCCCGUGCUCCCAUGCUCCCAUGCUCCCAUGCUCCCAUGCUCCCAUGCUCCCAUGCUCCCAUGCUCCCAUGCUCCCAUGCUCCCAUGCUCCCGUGCUCCCAUGCUCCCAUGCUCCCAUGCUCCCGUGCUCCCGUGCUCCCGUGCUCCCGUGCUCCCGUGCUCCCAUGCUCCCAUGCUCCCAUGCUCCCAUGCUCCCAUGCUCCCAUGCUCCCCUGCUCCCGUGCUCCCAUGCUCCCAUGCUCCCAUGCUCCCAUGCUCCCAUGCUCCCAUGCUCCCAUGCUCCCAUGCUCCCGUGCUCCCAUGCUCCCAUGCUCCCAUGCUCCCAUGCUCCCAUGCUCCCAUGCUCCCGUGCUCCCGUGCUCCCAUGCUCCCGUGCUCCCGUGCUCCCGUGCUCCCGUGCUCCCACGCUCCCGUGCUCCCAUGCUCCCAUGCUCCCAUGCUCCCAUGCUCCCCUGCUCCCCUGCUCCCGUGCUCCCAUGCUCCCAUGCUCCCAUGCUCCCGUCCUCCCGUGCUCCCGUGCUCCCGUGCUACCAUGCUCCCAUGCCCAUGCUCCCAUGCUCCCAUGCUCCCAUGCUCCCCUGCUCCCGUGCUCCCAUGCUCCCAUGCUCCCAUGCUCCCAUGCUCCCAUGCUCCCAUGCUCCCAUGCUCCCAUGCUCCCGUGCUCCCAUGCUCCCAUGCUCCCAUGCUCCCAUGCUCCCAUGCUCCAUGCUCCCGUGCUUCCCAUGCCCUCCUCCCGUGCUCCCGUGCUCCCGUGCUCCCGUGCUCCCACGCUCUCGUGCUCCCAUGCUCCCAUGCUCCCAUGCUCCCAUGCUCCCGUGCUCCCGUGCUCCCAUGCUCCCAUGCUCCCAUGCUCCCAUGCUCCCAUGCUCCCAUGCUCCCAUGCUCCCAUGCUCCCAUGCUCCCAUGCUCCCAUGCUCCCGUGCUCCCAUGCUCCAUGCUCCCGUGCUCCCGUGCCUCCCGCUCCCGUGCUCCCGUGCUCCCAUGCUCCCAUGCUCCCAUGCUCCCAUGCUUCCAUGCUCCCAUGCUCCCAUGCUCCCAUGCUCCCAUGCUCCCAUGCUCCCAUGCUCCCUUGCUCCCAUGCUCCCGUUCUCCCAUGCUCUUAUGCUCCCAUGCUCCCAUGCUCCCGUGCUCCCAUGCUCCCGUGCUCCCGUGCUCCCAUGCUCCCAUGCUCCCAUGCUCCCAUGCUCCCGUGCUCCCGUGCUCCCGUGCUCCCGUGCUCCCGUGCUCCCGUGCUCCCAUGCUCCCAUGCUCCCAUGCUCCCAUGCUCCCAUGCUCCCAUGCUCCCAUGCUCCCAUGCUCCCAUGCUCCCGUGCUCCCCUGCUCCCGUGCUCCCGUGCUCCCAUGCUCCCAUGCUCCCAUGCUCCCGUGCUCCCGUGCUCCCGUGCUCCCAUGCUCGCAUGCUCCCAUGCUCCCAUGCUCCCAUGCUCCCAUGCUCCCAUGCUCCCAUGCUCCCGUGCUCCCGUGCUCCCGUGCUCCCGUGCUCCCGUGCUCCCGUGCUCCCAUGCUCCCGUGCUCCCGUGCUCCCGUGCUCCCGUGCUCCCGUGCUCCCGUGCUCCCGUGCUCCCAUGCUCCCAUGCUCCCAUGCUCCCGUGCUCCCGUGCUCCCAUGCUCCCAUGCUCCCAUGCUCCCAUGCUCCCAUGCUCCCGUGCUCCCAUGCUCCCAUGCUCCCAUGCUCCCCUGCUCCCAUGCUCCCAUGCUCCCAUGCUCCCAUGCUCCCGUGCUCCCGUGCUCCCGUGCUCCCGUGCUCCCGUGCUCCCGUGCUCCCGUGCUCCCGUGCUCCCGUGCUCCCAUGCUCCCAUGCUCCCAUGCUCCCAUGCUCCCAUGCUCCCGUGCUCCCAUGCUCCCAUGCUCCCAUGCUCCCAUGCUCCCAUGCUCCCAUGCUCCCAUGCUCCCAUGCUCCCAUGCUGCCAUGCUGCCAUGCUCUCGUGCUCCCGUGCUCCCGUGCUCCCAUGCUCCCAUGCUCCCAUGCUCCCAUGCUCCGUGCUCCGUGCUCCCAUGCUCCCAUGCUCCCAUGCUCCCAUGCUCCCGUGCUCCCAUGCUCUUAUGCUCCCAUGCUCCCAUGCUCCCAUGCUCCCAUGCUCCCAUGCUCCCAUGCUCCCAUGCUCCCAUGCUCCCAUGCUCCCGUGCUCCCGUGCUCCCAUGCUCCCGUGCUCCCUUGCUCCCAUGCUCCCGUGCUCCCAUGCUCCCGUGCUCCCAUGCUCCCGUGCUCCCGUGCUCCCAUGCUCCCAUGCUCCCAUGCUCCCAUGCUCCCAUGCUCCCGUGCGCCCAUGCUCCCAUGCUACCAUGCUCCCAUGCUCCCAUGCUCCCAUGCUCCCAUGCUCCCGUGCUCCCGUGCUCCCGUGCUCCCAUGCUCUUAUGCUCCCAUGCUCCUAUGCUCCCGUGCUCCCAUGCUCCCAUGCUCCCAUGCUCCCAUGCUCCCAUGCUCCCGUGCUCCCAUGCUCCCGUGCUCCCGUGCUCCCGUGCUCCCAUGCUCCCAUGCUCCCAUGCUCCCAUGCUCCCGUACUCCCAUGCUCCCAUGCUCCCAUGCUCCCGUGCUCCCAUGCGCCCGUGCUCCCGUGCUCCCAUGCUCCCAUGCUCCCAUGCUCCCAUGCUCCUAUGCUCCCGUGCUCCCGUGCUCCCAUGCUCCCAUGCUCCCAUGCUCCCGUGCUCCCAUGCUCCCAUGCUCCCAUGCUCCCAUGCUCCCAUGCUCCUGUGCUCCCAUGCUCCCAUGCUCCCAUGCUCCCGUGCUCCCAUCCUCCCAUGCUCCCAUGCUCCCAUGCUCCCAUGCUCCCAUGCUCCCAUGCUCCCAUGCUCCCAUGCUCCCAUGCUCCCGUGCUCCCAUGCUCCCAUGCUCCCAUGCUCCCGUGCUCCCGUGCUCCCAUGCUCCCAUGCUCCCAUGCUCUUAUGCUCUUAUGCUCCCAUGCUCCCGUCCUCCCAUGCUCCCAUGCUCUUAUGCUCCCAUGCUCCCAUGCUCCCGUGCUCCCAUGCUCCCAUGCUCCCAUGCUCCCAUGCUCCCAUGCUCCCAUGCUCCCGUGCUCCCGUGCUCCCAUGCUCCCGUGCUCCCGUGCUCCCGUGCUCCCAUGCUCCCAUGCUCCCAUGCUCCCAUGCUCCCAUGCUCCCAUGAUCCCGUGCUCCCAUGCUCCCGUGCUCCCGUG